Molecule: messenger RNA, 1702 nt
Organism: Quercus robur (English oak)
Lineage: Eukaryota; Viridiplantae; Streptophyta; Magnoliopsida; Fagales; Fagaceae
Product: protein ACCELERATED CELL DEATH 6-like
Exons: 4
Coding region: 32-1585 (517 amino acids)
Cellular component (GO): plasma membrane
Molecular function (GO): protein phosphatase regulator activity; protein phosphatase 1 binding
Source: RefSeq, a predicted model, not a curated record
UAUUUGUUGAGGUAAUUGUUUUUUUGGCCUAAUGCAUGAGGCUGUACGUAAUAAUCAUCUUGAGGCGGUGAAACUGUUGGUUAAAAAUGGUACAGAUAUUUCAUAUUCUGCUAAUUGUGCUGGUGAGACUCCACUGUACAUAGCUGUGGAGAGAAAUUAUAAGCAAGUGGUGUCUCACAUUUUAGCCAACUGCACAUCAUUAACUCAUGAUGGCCCACAUGGUGGAACCACGUUGCAUGCUGCAGUGAUUUGGAACGAUCAUGUAAUGACAGGUGAAAUUCAGAAAAAAAUAGAACCUAAAGCACUAAGUGCUUUAAUUAAUCAAAAAUAUAACCAACGUUUGACUCCGCUUCACUGUGCUGCGUACUUCAAUGGUUAUAGUACAACAGAGAUGUUACUGAGAAUUGAUAGAUCUAUGGCAUACAAGAAAGACACCAAGGGCAUGACGGCCCUUCACAUUGCAGCUGAUCGAGGCCAUGUAAAAAUGGUGAAAGAAAUUUUAAAAUAUUGUCCUGAUUGUAGCGAACUAGUUGACAAGAGAGGUUGGAAUGCACUUCAUUUUGCCGUGAACUCAUCUCACAAGGAUGUUGUCAAUGUCAUCCUAAACCGAUCAUCACUCAGCAACCUUUUGAAUGAAAAGGAUGAAAGCGGGAACACACCUCUCCUCCAUUCCAAAUCAUUGCCAUAUAUAAAAGAUCUCAUGUGUCACGACAGAGUAAAUAAGAUGGCCUUCAAUUCAAAAAAUCUUGAUGCUUACGACAUUGCUUUAACUAGUGAAGAAUUAACAAAAGAAAAGGAAUCUGUAAAUCAAAGGAGUGCAACUAGGUUUCGAAGGUCAAAGUCCUGCCCUGUCAAAUUUGGAGAUAAUGAAAUUGCAUUCCCUCGUAAUAAUCGUCCGGCGGAAUUUCGAAGAUUCUUAGGAGAACAUUAUAUCAAACCAAAGAGUUAUGUAUUUGAUUUCUUGCGGCUGCGGGAGGAAGCCUAUAAUUCCCGUAAAGAUCGAUUUGUUUCUAUCAUGAAAGAAACAUCGCAAUUCCAUUUGGUAGUGGACACACUCAUUGCAACCGUGACUUUUGCAGCUGGUAUUACCGUGCCUGGGGGCUUCAUAGGUCGAGAAGGCCCACACCCAGGCACUCCAGUUCUGAUGAGAAACCCUGCUUUCAAAGUAUUUAUUAUUACAAAUACCUUAGCCAUGAUGCAAUCUUGUUCUGCUGCCUUUAUCCACCUAUUCAAGCCACUAUUGUUUCACGAGCAGAAUCUUGGAGACUUUUCUUUCCUAGUGGCCUCACUGGCCUUCUGCCUUUCCAUAUCUGCUAUGGGAGCAAUGAUGCUGGCAUUUGUUAUGGGCACAUAUGCUGUGUUAAUGCAUUCCUUGGGUCUUGCCAUUGCCAAUUCUGUCAUCGGAUUGUUCUUCUUCAUCCCCGUCUUUUUCGUAAGUAUUGGAUGUUCACAUUAUUUACUCGAACUAUUGAGGAUGGGUUCGUCUUGGAUUUUUGACAGGUUUUCGGAUUUCUGGGACUGUAUUGUCGAAGGUUGCGAGGACCUUUGUGCGUAUAUUGUCUAUAUUUUUAAUCGCUGUAGAUGAAUUAGUUUUUUUUUUUUUUUUCAUUUCCACGUGCUUGCGAGCCAGUGUAGUAUCCGGAGACUGUUACGUACUUGUUACAACAGUUUCAGUUAUUGCAUCCUCACGCUUUGAUUAAUU